Molecule: messenger RNA, 1647 nt
Organism: Anguilla anguilla (European eel)
Lineage: Eukaryota; Metazoa; Chordata; Actinopteri; Anguilliformes; Anguillidae
Product: ADM-like
Exons: 4
Coding region: 153-689 (178 amino acids)
Biological process (GO): adrenomedullin receptor signaling pathway; adenylate cyclase-activating G protein-coupled receptor signaling pathway; positive regulation of heart rate
Cellular component (GO): extracellular region
Molecular function (GO): hormone activity; adrenomedullin receptor binding
Source: RefSeq, a predicted model, not a curated record
UCGUAAGCUCAGAUCAUUGGAACGGUGUCACAGCUGCCUCACGGCACUAAACAGCAGACUUGGAGCUUCUAGGACACUUUCUCCUCACAGACUCUGUCUCUCUCAACACUUUACCCGAGUGGAUUAUUGAGAACUUUAGGUUUAAAGCCAAGAUGAGACUGCUCCUCCAGACUUUCUUCUGCUGGUGGUUGCUGGCUUCUGUUGCCCCUGCAGUGGACAGUGCAAAACUGGACCUGAGUUCAGUGAUGAAAAAGAGAUUGAGCACCUGGCUGCAAAGCAGGACGAAAAGAGAUCUAAAUGGUGUGCCUGCAGCAAGUAACACAGACUCAGUGCAGUUUGUCCGGCCAGAAGAUGUCAAAGAUACCUUAAAGCCUCAUUCCAGCACGGACAUCAAGAUCCGGGCAAAGAGAACCAAAAACUCAGUCAAUCAGUCCAGGAGGACGGGCUGCUCCUUCCUGCCCACCUGCACAGUGCACGACCUGCCGCACCGCAUCCACCAGUUCAACAACAAACUGAAGGUGGACAGCGCCCCCAUCGACAAGAUCAGCCCGCUGGGGUACGGCCGGAGACGCCGGUCACUGCCCAACAGCAUAGCCGCCGUGCUGGGGGACCUGCAGCUGCAGGCGAAGAGCAGAAGGGAGGCCCGGGAUCUGCAGCGGAAGGCUCUCCGUGAAAUCCAACGGACGUGAGAAGCGCAGGGAGGAGGGGAGGUAAGGGAGGGUGGUGUCCUGCCAACCCACCCCCCCAGCCAAGCUCCUCUGGCUGAUUCCAGAACUUUGCAGACGCCUCAGACUCCCGCCAAAGAGUGCUCUGCCGCAUUCUUUCCAGGCGUGAACACCAGAGAGAUGUCAGCGUGCCUUAGGAGAACCAGGGUCACCAGCAUCGCAGGCGCAGAGCACAGCAACACUGGGGGUGGGGGGAGGGGGUGCGAAAAACAGGUGCCAUGCCUGAAAAUCUGGCCUGUGGGACAGGCUUUCUCAAAAGGCAGAGACUUCUCCUGCUUGUGGGACACUGGGGCGGACAUCCCUCUCUGCCCCUCCAAGCUCCAGAGGAACGUCCCGCUGAAUUACUGGACAUGGCUAAACUAACAGAGACAGUCUGAAGGGGGCGAUGUCCUAAAUGCCAGCACUCAUUUGCUUGGAUUAUCUCUGCACAUUUAUCUACAUUAAAUAUAGGGAGUCUGACUGAAAAGAUGCGGAAGUAUAAAGCUGUUAGGCCGUUUGGACACUGUAUGGGAAAUUAAAAAAAAAAAAAAAAACAAUGUUUCCAGUCCAAGGAGGGCUGUAUCAUACUUGAACUUAAAUUUUUUUAUAGAAAAAGUGCAAUCUAUAUAUAUUUUUAUUGCCAGUCUGUAUAUAAGUUUAAAAUGCUGAGAUAUCACUAUUUAAAUGUUUUAUACGUAUACAUAUAAAUAUAUCCAUUACUUGUAACUGUACUUAUGAAGAUGGAAUUAUUUUUAUACAGGAAAAAAUGUAUUAAGGGCAUUAUAGCUUUGUCUGUUUCCAUCAUUUGUGCUAUGAAUGUUAAGUGUUUCCAAAUGUGGUAAAAUAAAAACAUGUUUUUUCCCUAUGUCAUAAUAAUUUGUAUAUUAGGUUUAUUUUAUGUGUCAAACAUUGUCAAAUAAUAAACAUUUGCGUAAAACCUGAA